GGAGCGGCCUUGUUCCUCAGCCUCAAGAUGGCGGCGCUCAGCGCCGUGGCCGCGGCGGGGGAUGGAGGGGAGUGAAGCCUGAGGCAGCGGGCCGGGGCUGCCAGCCGCGGGGCCGGGGAUGAGCUGACGGCCGCCAUGGCGAGCGACGCGGGCAGGAAGCAAUUCUGGAAGCGGAGCGGGGCGAAGGUGCCCGGCAGUAUUCAGCAUGUGUAUGGAGCUCAGCAUCCGCCUUUUGAUCCAUUAUUGCAUGGAACCUUGAUAAAACCAGGUUCAAAGCAGCCUACAACUCCAGUGAAACUAAAGAAAGUCAGCACCUUCCAGGAAUUUGAAAGUAACACAAGUGAUGCUUGGGAUCUUGGUGAUGAUGAUGAUGAACUCUUAGCAAUAGCUGCUGAAAACUUAAAUACAGAAGUGGUCAUGGAAACGGCCCACAAAGUAAUUCAGAAUCACAGCAAGCUACAAGAACAGCAUAAAUUUCAGGAAGAACAUCUACAGGAAGAAAAACAAGUAGAAUCUGCAGAGCUGACUUCAAUUGCAUGUGGUGAUAAUAGGCUUGUUAAAUCAGUUAGUGAAGGUCAUACAUCGAGUUCAUCAGAUUAUGCUAGUGAAAAUUCUUCCAUGCAGAGAUCACAGUCACUUCCACAAGCCUCCUCACCUUCCUUGGUGAGUGGAAUGACAGACUGUAAUACCUCAGUAACUCCUGCAUUAACUGAAAGAGAAGCAUCCCGAUUAGACAAAUUUAAGCAGCUACUUGCUGGCCCCAAUACAGAUCUUGAAGAGUUACGGAAAUUGAGUUGGUCUGGCAUUCCCAAACGGGUUCGUCCAAUUGCAUGGAAGCUUCUUUCAGGCUAUCUUCCUGCAAAUGUGGACCGAAGAGAAAGCACUUUAAAAAGAAAACGCAAAGAGUAUUUUGCAUUUAUUGAACAAUACUAUGAUUCCAGAAAUGAUGAAAAUCACCAAGAUACCUAUAGACAGAUCCAUAUAGAUAUCCCACGCAUGAGUCCUGAAGGUUUUAAGCUUCAGCCCAAACUGAUGGAAAUCUUUGAAAGAAUUUUGUUUAUCUGGGCAAUACGUCAUCCAGCCAGUGGAUAUGUUCAGGGCAUAAAUGAUCUUGUUACACCUUUUUUUGUAGUCUUCAUUUGCGAAUAUAUAGAAGAAGAAGAAGUGGAAAAUUUUGAUGUUUCCAGUCUGCCUGAAGAAGUGCUGCAGAACAUAGAAGCUGACAGUUACUGGUGCAUGAGCAAGUUGCUUGAUGGCAUUCAGGAUAACUACACGUUUGCACAGCCAGGAAUUCAAAAGAAAGUGAAAAUGUUGGAAGAACUUGUUAGUCGGAUUGAUGAACAAGUUCAUAGGCACUUGGAUCAACAUGAGGUGAAAUACUUGCAAUUCGCUUUUCGUUGGAUGAAUAACUUGCUAAUGAGAGAAGUCCCUUUACGGUGCACCAUCAGGUUAUGGGACACAUACCAAUCUGAACCAGAGGGUUUUUCUCACUUCCACUUGUACGUCUGUGCUGCCUUCCUUGUCAGGUGGAGGAAAGAGAUCCUGGAAGAAAAAGAUUUUCAAGAAUUGUUGAUCUUUUUACAAAAUCUGCCCACAGUACACUGGGGAAAUGAAGAAAUUAGUGUACUCCUAGCAGAGGCCUACCGAUUGAAGUUCGCAUUUGCGGAUGCCCCCAAUCACUACAAGAAAUGAAUAUAAAGAGCCAGAAAUCAUUAAAAACAACAUUUUAUGCAGUAUUGAAGCAUGUUAUUCUGGUUGUGCUUUCAGCUCAUUGCUCUUUCAUUUGAAAUAAAAUGACCAUUAAAAUUCUGUUAGAAUUUGCAGAAUGAGAAUAGAUUACCAAAGAAAUGGAUCAAGUAGGAUAUUGAGCAUUGAAUGAACUUAAAAGUGAACUUUUUUGCCUCAUGUGAAAAGUGAGUUCAGAAGCCUACGACAUAAUUUUCUUCUUUUUUUCUUCUAAUUAGGAGAAUUGCAGUGGAUUUAAUUUAUAUCGAGCAAGUUCUGUGUGUACCUAAGACUGAAAACUACUUAUGGAAUGAUUUUGUCAUUACUUCCCUGUCAUGUGCCAUGACUUUAUCAGCCAGUUUUGGCCAAUAAAAGUUCUUUAAUUCCAGUGAAAAGAAAAGAAUUUUUCAUAGUUGUAAAGACCAUAUGAGACAGUAACACCUAUGUUUUGAAGUCUCAUUAUAACUCGGAGGACACUGAUAUUCACACACUGUCUGUUGUUUUUCCAUGGAAUUAGGUUAGAAUACUUUAGUCAUAGAAGAAUAUAGAAGGGUGCAAUGGAAAUUGGUGGCAUUUUCUAAACAUUGCUCAGUCUUGCAGGGUGCCGUAGAAGCUUUUUAGCUAUAUAAAGGAGUCACUUAAAGCUGAAGACACAUCUGUAACACUAAAAUAAAUCAUUCUCUCUGUAUUUUGGAGUGGUUUUAAAAAUAUCAAAUGAAUUAGAAGAUGUGGUCUUGUCAAAGUAAUUACACCUCCUCUUUCUUGGUCUUACAAUUUUUCAGCAUGAAAGUUCACUUUUAAGAAAUGUAUUAAAAAGCCUGGUUUACAAAGCAAGAUAUAUUUUUAUCUCAGUUGUUGCCUUAUUUUCCAUUUCUAGGAUGUUAGAAAAGGAAAAUUAAUAUAUCUUUCCAGAGCUUGUUUGUUAAAUACUUUAUUACCUUUUUUCUGAUUAUCACAGGAAACAAGAAGAUAGUUCCCAAUAACAGUAACUAUAGACUGAGAUCACUAUUGCAUCAUUAGUAGAAUAAAAAUCCUCUAUGACUUUAUAUAGAAUGAAAAUAGUGUUUUUUCAUGUAAUCAUGGAAUACUGAAUAAUUCCUUAAAACUUUUAUAAUUUAAGUGCACUAUGUUUUCAAGAAAUCUUUUCAAAUAAGAAUUCUGAUGUUGCUUUAUUGGAUGUAAAUAACUGAUGUUAAUUUGUGCCUACCCUAUAUAUGUACAGGUUAUUAAGGGUUAUUCCAGCAAUAUACUGGAAGCCCAAAGUUGUUAUUCCUUAGUUCAGUUCUCAAGUAGCACAACAUUGCGAGGAAAUAGUGCACUUCUAAGUUUGAAAACAAAAGAUCUUCAAGAGGUUUUCUCUUAUGACUUGUUAUUGGAAGAUUAUUUUCAAGUUCUUAAAAAUGUGUAGUUACAUGUUUUGAAGAAAACUUUCUAGAUGUGUUUUAGGGGCCUUAGUUCUGACUUUUAUAAUAAUUAAGUGUUUCAGGAUAAAUAGAAUAAAAUACAUUUUUACCAACAUGUGAUUAUGAAAAAACUAUUUUAAAACUAUAUUAAAUCAUUGGUAGAAGAGAAAAAAAUUAAUUCAGAAGCAGGAGUGUUUGGUGACUAAGGUGCAUUUCUGUUCCAUUGCAUUUUGAGUUAUGACGGAUACAAGUUAAGGCCUCCUAGACUGCUACAUUUGUGUCUAGAAUGUGUAGUGGAUCUGUGUUUCUUAAGUGAGUGUGUACUAUUUUCUGUAACUUCAGUUCAAUGUCUAAUGUAUCAAGAUUUAUCUUUAUGUUUACAAAAAAUGUCAUAUUGUGCCUAACCAAAUAUCUACCAGUAAUAGAAUAAAAGAAACCUGAGAUUCAUGACGGUUUGCUUUAAACUUAGUAUCUACAAUCGUUUGUUAACAGAAAAGCAUAUUAUUAUAAUAAGAGAAGACACGCAGCAUUAUAUAUACGAUGUUGUAAGAGUUUUCUAUAAUUAACUUUUUUCUAUUAAGAUGUUAUUUUAGGUAGUUACAUGUAACAUGGAAAGUUGACCCAAAGUUGUCUGCUGUGUAAGAUGCUCCUGCAUAAUAUUUAUGGAACUGGAUAUAUUAAAUUCCCUUCAUCGGGUCCACAGUAAUUGUCUACCAUGUCUUCCAAAUUCUACAGGUACCUCGUACUUUCCUUGGAAGAAAGUAUUGCCAUUAGAGGUCACAUUUACUAUUGUGUCUGUGUCAGAAGUUGAAUAUUGUACUUGAGCACAUUGCUUUUUAAGGAUACUGGGAAGUUUCCUAGUAUAGUAACAAUGCUUAUUUAUGUAGAUAUGAACUUUUCUGGAAAAUAUGAUAUAGAUAUAUAAAUAGGAUUUAUAUAUCUAUACAGAUAGGAAUAGUUUUCAGUAAAUAGAAGGCCACCAUUUAUGUAAAAUUUCAAAUUUUCAAUAUUUUAAGAUUUACAUAAAAUAUUUCAUUUUAUUAAAAAAAAAAAACAAAAGCAAAAACAAAAAUCACUUUACAUAACAAUUCUACAUCUCAGGUAAAAUGUCAUUCCAAACAAAAUAUUACAUAGAAAAAUAAAAUAAUGUUAUCAUUAUUACAUCCCGUGUAGUUAUUUUUUUCAAACUUCAGGAUUAUGAGUAUUAUAAAAUUCCUUUGUACAAUGUAUUUUCUUAUGAAGGAGGCAUCUUAACAGAUCACAAGUGAAAUCAGGCAGUAAUUUGCUAGAACUUGUGUGAAAUAUUGGGAUUGUAUUGUCUAAAAUGUGUGUUAAAGAAUUUCUGUAAUAAAAGUUUAAUCAAGAAUGUACAAUAGAGAAAGAUUUAUGACUACAGUAUUUGAAAAAUGUAAAUAAUAAAUUAGUUAACUAUGUAAAUACAGUACAUGGAGUAGGUUAGAAAUGUUAGUUGAAAUCUUAUGUAACUCUGUAUUCUGUUAUAAGAAAUUAGUUUCAUUAUUUUUUGGGUCAGUUCCUUAUGGAAAAGCCCAGGAAUUUCUUUUUAACUUUAGAACUACAGAAUAUAGAAAUCUGAGUUCCAUUGUGUGCGUCUGACAAAUAUUAACACUGAGGCACUGGUUAAAACUGUAAAACUGAUGAAAGAUGUGGAAAUAAAUGCAUAUUUAUGAAGUGCUAUAUAGA
Molecule: messenger RNA, 4829 nt
Organism: Cuculus canorus (common cuckoo)
Lineage: Eukaryota; Metazoa; Chordata; Aves; Cuculiformes; Cuculidae
Gene: TBC1D22A
Product: TBC1 domain family member 22A
Exons: 14
Coding region: 136-1692 (518 amino acids)
Biological process (GO): activation of GTPase activity
Molecular function (GO): GTPase activator activity
Source: RefSeq, a predicted model, not a curated record